Messenger RNA from Medicago truncatula (barrel medic), 3036 nucleotides. RefSeq names its product type I inositol polyphosphate 5-phosphatase 4. The record is from RefSeq and is a predicted model, not a curated record. The transcript is spliced from 13 exons. NCBI's taxonomy places the organism in Eukaryota, Viridiplantae, Streptophyta, Magnoliopsida, Fabales, Fabaceae. Gene Ontology annotation, biological process: phosphatidylinositol dephosphorylation. Gene Ontology annotation, molecular function: phosphatidylinositol-4,5-bisphosphate 5-phosphatase activity; phosphatidylinositol-3,4,5-trisphosphate 5-phosphatase activity; inositol-polyphosphate 5-phosphatase activity. The coding region runs from base 764 to 2443 and encodes 559 amino acids.
AUCUUUCUAAUUAAUCUCUUCUCUCUAAGAAUAAGUUGCUUUUGUGUGAUAGAAGACCAAAUGUAAGAAUAGCAGUAGUAGUGUUGGAGUAUAUAAGCUGAAGCCUCACUUUACUGACCCUAUUGUGUAGAACUACAAGUUAUUUGUUUGAGUGAAUUCUUUUCUUGAGAAGUGCUUAUUUUUAUACUGUCUUUGUGUUUUUGUUUUUGUUUUCUGUUCAGAAUCAGACACCAUUCUGUGUUCUGUGUUCUCUAUAAUAACCAUUCUCUCUCUCUCUCUCUCUCUCAACAAAACAAGUUCCUAAGCUUGGUUCGGACAUUGGAUUUGCAGUUAAAGUCCUCUAGAGAGAGACCAAAACUUUCAAAUUCCAUUCUUUUCUCUCUACUCUCUCUCUCUCUCUCUACAUUCUCUUCUUCAUUGUUCUUCUUUAAGAGUGUUUUUGAUUUGUUCUGCAUUGUUUCAAAAAUGGUGUGUGACCAUCUUUGAGUAAUAGAGGAUCACCACCACCAUCAAAACUGUUAUGUCUCUAUCUCUUUGAGUAAACACAUAAAAAUCAGAACCAGAGAGAGAAACAGAGAAACAAAGAGAGAGAGAAUUCAACAGAAAAAACCCGUAUUAUAAGGGUUGUUUUUAUUACUUGUACUUUCAUCUCAUUCUCUACUUUUUCAACUUUAACCCUUCUUGAAGCAACCAACUUCAUUGUUUCAACACAAAAAACUAUAUUAGAUUGAAGAAACAAAAUCUAUAUGAAGCUGUAUCAACAAUGAGAGAUGAUAACUUGAAGAAAAGCAAGCUUUCAUGGCCCAAAACUUUGGUCAAGAAAUGGUUUAAUAUCAAGAGUAAAAAUGAAGACUUUCAAGCGGAUGAUGAUGUUCUUUAUGGAGGUGUUGAUGAAGAGUGGAGGAACAACUGUUCAAAGAGGGAAGAAUGCACUAUCAAGAAAAGCAAAAUAGAAAGAACAAAGAGAAGACAUUCAGAAAGAUCGCGGCGAUGUAAGGUUGAUCAUGAUGCAGCUCAGGUUACAGAUAUGAAUCAUUAUAGAAUCUUUUCGGCGACUUGGAAUGUAGCUGGACGAUCUCCUCCGAGUUAUUUAAAUCUGGAAGAUUGGCUUCAUACAUCUCCUCCUGCUGAUAUUUAUGUUCUAGGGUUUCAAGAAAUUGUACCUCUCAAUGCUGGAAAUGUUUUGGGGACAGAAGACAAUGCUCCUGCUAGAAAAUGGCUAGCUCUUAUUAGAAAGACACUAAACAGUCUUCCCGGAACAAGUGGUGAAUGCCACACUAAUUCACCACUUCCUGAUCCUGUUGUUGAGUUAGAUUCUGAUUUUGAGGGAUCAAUGAGGCAGAAGGCAACCUCUUUCUUCCAUCGCAGGUCGUUCCAAUCUUUGAGUCAUAGUAUGAGAAUGGACAAUGACAUGGUGGUGCCACAAGCAUGCCUUGAUCGCCGUUUCAGCGUCUGCGAUAGAAUGAUAUUUGGUCAUAGCACAGGUGACUAUGAACAGAAUUAUAGAUGGGGUUCCUCGGAUGACGAAAACGGGGACUCUCCAGUUGUAGCGCAAUAUUCACCGAUGUUGUAUAGAGGGUCUGUCUCUAUGGAGGACAGAGAUAGACAGACAGAGAACUCGAGAUAUUGUUUGGUUGCUAGUAAGCAAAUGGUUGGGAUAUUUCUAACAGUUUGGGUGAAAAGCAAUAUUAGAGAUGAUGUUCGCAAUAUGAAAGUGUCUUGCGUUGGCAGAGGUUUGAUGGGAUACCUCGGAAACAAGGGUUCAAUAUCAAUUAGCAUGUCUUUGCACAAAACGAGCUUUUGCUUCAUAUGCAGUCAUUUGACUUCCGGACAAAAGGAGGGGGAUGAGUUAAGGAGAAACUCAGAUGUAAUGGAGAUUCUCAGAAAGACAAGGUUUCCCCGGGUUAACGGCAUUGGCGAUGAGAGCUCACCUCAGACUAUUCUGGACCAUGAUCGAAUAAUUUGGCUGGGAGAUUUAAAUUAUCGGAUUGCCCUUACUUACCGUGCAGCAAAAGCUCUUGUUGAGAUGCAUAAUUGGAAGGUAUUGUUAGAGAAUGACCAGUUGCAUAUUGAGCGGGAACAAGGUCGUGUCUUUGAAGGAUGGAAUGAGGGGCAAAUAUACUUCCCUCCCACAUAUAAGUAUUCAAACAAUUCGGACAGAUACACAGGCGAUGAUAUACACUCAAAACAAAAGAGGAGAACUCCAGCAUGGUGUGAUCGGAUCUUAUGGCAUGGAAGAGGCCUCCGCCAAUUAUCUUAUGUUCGUGGCGAGUCAAGAUUCUCUGAUCAUAGACCAGUUUGCAGCGUGUUCCUGGCAGAAGUCGAGUCUGUUAGCCGUAACCGAAUCAAAAAAUGCUCUAGUUGCUCAAGUUCAAGGGUCGAAGUAGAAGAGUUGUUGCCUCAUUCAAAUGGCUACAACUAUACCGAUUUGACUUUCUAUUGAUGAAAUGCAUCAAUAUUUAUUCUUUCUUAUCAACUUGAUCAAUUGAAGAAACUGAUGUACAAAGUGUAAAAUACAAGGUGGGCACUGCUAUGAGGAAUGCUAGCUUAGCCCCAAUUGUGAUGUAGACAUUCUGUUAUUCUCACAUUCUCAUAGAAGAGUUUGGUUUUUGUCUACAAUCACCAACAUUGGAUGUUUUGCAGCUAACAAUCUUUUUGGCGGUUUCUUUUAUCUAUACAAAUAGUAUCUCAAUUCUCAUUGAAAAUAAGAAACAAUAAAAAGAAAGAAUGCUGUGAAGAAUGCUCAUUGUUUGUGUUAGAAAAGACAUGUGCAAAUUUUGGUGGAUAUGAAGCUUCUUUUACUUGUGGAGGCUAAUGAUUUCACUGAGAACUAUUAAAGUGAAUGAGUAAAUUUAUUAGUUUUUCAAAUAUUUUUUUGUUUUCUCUUUUGUGAAUAAGAUGAAAGUUGGAACCAAAAGGAGAGAAAGAAAUGUGCACAAUAUACAUUGCUUUAUUGGCUUUUUAUCAGCUAGUCAUUAUUUGUACCAAAUUCCAAAUUAUGACUCUUUUAUUCUUUUGAAUUUUCUUUUACUUUCA